AUGUCUGUCCAGUCCAAGCCCGUAAAACUAUCGCCCUUUGGCGCUGCACUGGCAGGAGCUCUAGGAGGAUGCUUCAGUACAGCUGUUGUAUAUCCUCUGGAUGUGGUCAAGACACGCAUUCAGGCUCUACCGAAGGGCAAGUCCAAGGAUGACCAGUCGAUGAUGGGCGUCUUGCUACACAUACUCAAGAAAGAGGGGGUACUGGGAUUGUACAGAGGUUUCGCCGCAACGAUGUUGAAUACAUUUUCUAUGCAAUACGCCUAUUUCUUCUUCUACUCUAUGGUUCGAACCUCUUAUAUGAACCGACUUGCGAAAAGGCUUCCCCGGGGAUCCAAGGCGCCUCAAAUCGGCACCGUCAUGGAGUUGGUCCUCGGUGCUAUUGCCGGUGCCCUUGCGCAAAUCUUCACCAUUCCUGUCUCAGUCAUUGCAACACGGCAGCAAGUUGGUCGGACAAAGAGGCAAACCCCUACUUCCUCAUCGACAUAUUUGUCAUCACCACCCGAAGACGACUCGUUCUUUGGUGUCGCUCGUGAAAUUGUCGAAGAGGAAGGCAUUGGUGGCCUGUGGCUAGGAAUCAAGCCUGGCCUGAUCCUCACAGUCAAUCCUGCCAUCACUUAUGGUGCAUUUGAACGAGUCAAGAGUAUCGUCGUGUUGGCCAAGGGCACGGCCUCCAUGUCACCAGGACUAUCAUUUAUUGUCGGUGCGCUCAGCAAAACCCUCGCAACUAUCGUAACCUACCCUUAUAUCAUGGCCAAGGUCCGGAUACAAGCUCGGAGUGCAGAUGUUGAGGAUGCUGCAGUGAAACACCACGAACUUCCUCAUGCUCACGAGUAUCACCACAAGCAAUACAAACAUCCGGGCGCUCUUGACAUACUACUACGGGUUUGGCAGAAAGAAGGGUUCGUUGGAUGGUAUCAGGGCAUGCAAGCGCAAAUUAUAAAGGCCGUCUUAUCCCAGGCCCUUCUUUUCAUGUCAAAAGACCAGUUUGAGAAAUACACCUUUGUGCUGAUGCUUGUGUGGAAUCGCAUCACGGCGGCUAUCUCAGAUAUUGCAUAA
This is a messenger RNA of Desarmillaria tabescens, 1056 nucleotides long. RefSeq names its product mitochondrial carrier domain-containing protein. Gene Ontology annotation, cellular component: membrane. The record is from RefSeq and is a predicted model, not a curated record. The coding region runs from base 1 to 1056 and encodes 351 amino acids. The transcript has 6 exons. Gene Ontology annotation, biological process: transmembrane transport. Lineage: Eukaryota; Fungi; Basidiomycota; Agaricomycetes; Agaricales; Physalacriaceae. Gene Ontology annotation, molecular function: ADP transmembrane transporter activity.